Molecule: messenger RNA, 2207 nt
Organism: Myzus persicae (green peach aphid)
Lineage: Eukaryota; Metazoa; Arthropoda; Insecta; Hemiptera; Aphididae
Exons: 11
Coding region: 138-2075 (645 amino acids)
Source: RefSeq, a predicted model, not a curated record
GGUUUCCUUAUCACUAACAAUUUAAAAAUAGAAAAUAUUCCAUUCGUUUUAUUUGUAUGUAAACAAUGUCCCCAUAAUUUUCAUCGCAUUUCGUCAACAGACCUUUAACGGUAAAGUCGGCAUUAUUUUACAUCAAAAUGAAUAAUUACCCUCAUGAAGGUUUUACUUAUAAAAUUAAUGGCGGACGAAAAAACGGCAUUCGGUAUUUGGCAUGCUGUCAGAGGUAUUGCAAAGGUUCAGCAAAACAGUUAGCUAAUGGUAUUAUAGUACCAAUUAAUUCUCAUUCGCAUCAACCUAAUAAUGUAGAAAAUGAACUAUUGAAGUUUAAAAAACAAUUUCGUUUGAUUCUGAUUGAACGAGCAGUGCAUGAAACAACAAGGCUCAGGGAUAUUUACGAUGAGGAAUCUAUAAGACAUAUGAGAGGUGCAGAACAAUACUCUUGGCCUUUAGCCGAGUUGUGCAUGCGCCAUGCUCGUAGAAGAAAUGUGCCUGCUUUGCCACCAACCUUAGUUGCACUUGCAGACAUUUUAGAGACCAAUGUAGACCGAUAUACUUGUUGUGGUCAUUCUUUUUACCAGGACCGUACAAUUGAUGUUGAUGGAAAAGUUUCAAUUAUAUUCGGUUGUUUGGACUUGAUUCAGGAAGUUAUACACCAGGGUGGAUCUGAACUUCAUGCGGAUGCCACGUUUAAGGUUGUUCCAUCCUCUCCAAAAUGUAGACAAUUGUUUGUUAUGCACUUUAAUAUUCAAAAUCAUUCCAUCCCUAUAAUAUAUGUAUUAAUGGAAUCAAAAACAGAAACAGCUUAUACGCUUGUUCUCAGAAAAUGUAAGGCCUUGUUUCCAGCUAUUCAGCCAGUAUGCAUCAUGACUGAUUAUGAAAAUGCUUUGAAAAACGCAUUUAGUAACGUAUACCCUGAAAGUAUUCAAAAUGCAUGUCAUUUUCAUUAUGUACAGUGUCUAGUUAAAAAUAUAAGAAAAAAUGGGUUAUCAAACUAUGUGAAAAAUAACCAUGAAGCUCAGACUUGUGUUAAAAUGGUAUCUGUGUUAGCUUUAUUACCGCCUAAUAAAAUUGAUGAAGGUUACCAGGUUAUUCGAAGAUAUGCAAGGGAUAACAAUGUAAACCUUAUGCCUUUUUUUACUUAUUAUUCAAAUUAUUGGUUACGUACAAAAGGACCAGAAGUGUUCUCAGUAUAUGGUGUUCCUAGAAGAACUAACAACAAUAUAGAGUCUUUUCACGGUCAACUAAAACAGAAAUUUCAAACUCUACACCCAAAUUUGUGGACAUUUUUAGAACACUUGAAAAAAUUAAGUCUGAGAAAUCACUUAACUAUUACACAUUUAGCGAGAGGCCAACGAGUAUCCCGUCCUGUAAAAAUAAAAUAUUUGUUAAAUUCUGAACGUAUUCAAACUGCAACUACCCAGCUACGACUAGAUAUUAUAAAUACAAGAGAGUUUUUACUACAAAGUUCUCACUGUGCUGAACGUUAUCUUCAAGACGAAUUAAAUUGGCAUAUUGACAUUGAACAAAGAAUCGAAGAAAUAAACAAUGUAGCAGAAGAAAAUGCUGGGCAGAUAGAAGCAGAAAAUGAUGGAGAUGCUAACCACCACCAAUUAAAUGCAGCAGAUGAAGAAGAUAUACUUGAACCAGAAAAUUAUGAAGAAUUACAAUAUGAAGAACCAAUAAUAGGUAGAAAUAUAAAUUUGUUUGAGGUUGAUGCAAAUGUAAUUGAAAACAUUCCAUUAAGGCGGGAAGAAGCUGAACCUCAAAUCAAUGAAGAGGAUGAAAAUGAUUUUAUCAUUCCGGAGGAUAGGGAAAUAAACAUUUGGCGAGAGUUUAUAAAUGACUCUGAUGAUGAACAUGAGAUACCAUUUGUUCAAGUACCUCAUAAUUUGGUUGAACUUUAUCCGCAGCAAGAUGAAGAAAAUAUAUGUGUUGUUUGUAGAUUUGCUCAAAGGACACAUGCGCUUGUGCCUUGCGGGCACAGGGUCUUAUGUGUAGAUUGCUUAGCACAAUUACGAGAAACACGAUGCCCAAUUUGUAAUGAGAACUUUAACCUUAGUUUACGAAUCUGGUAAAUAAGAUACACAAUUUAUGUUAAUGUCAAUAAGUUAAUUUAUAGUAAAAGUAAUACCUAUAGGUAAUAGGUAUACAGAAAUGUAUGUAAGUAAAUACUAAAUAAUAAAGGAUAAGGAAAGUACCAAUCUUAA